UCGGCGGGGCGAGGCUGGCGCUGCGGCUGGGAGUCGGGCGGGGAGGUGUCGUUGCCGCCGGCGUCAUGGGCAAUUGCCACACGGUGGGGCCCAACGAGGCGCUGGUGGUGUCAGGUGGCUGCUGUGGCUCCGAUCUAAAGCAGUAUGUGUUCGGAGGCUGGGCCUGGGCUUGGUGGUGCAUUUCUGACACACAAAGGAUUUCCCUAGAGAUAAUGACGUUACAGCCCAGGUGCGAGGACGUAGAGACGGCGGAGGGGGUAGCUUUAACUGUCACAGGUGUGGCACAGGUGAAAAUAAUGACCGAGAGAGAGCUUCUGGCUGUGGCCUGUGAGCAGUUCUUGGGGAAGAACGUCCAAGACAUUAAGAACGUGGUCCUUCAAACGCUGGAGGGGCAUCUGCGAUCCAUCCUAGGCACCCUGACAGUGGAGCAGAUCUAUCAGGACCGGGAUCAGUUUGCCAAGCUAGUGCGGGAGGUGGCAGCUCCAGAUGUGGGCCGCAUGGGCAUCGAGAUCCUGAGCUUUACCAUCAAGGAUGUGUACGAUAAGGUGGAAUAUCUGAGCUCUCUGGGGAAGACUCAGACAGCCGUUGUUCAGAGAGAUGCCGACAUUGGCGUGGCAGAGGCUGAGCGAGACGCUGGCAUUCGGGAGUCGGAGUGCAAGAGGGAAAUGCUGGACAUCAAGUUCAUGUCAGACACUAAAACGGCCGAUUCCAAACGGGCCUUUGAGAUGCAGAAAGCCGCCUUCAGCCAGGAGAUUAACAUUAAGACUGCCGAGGCCCAGCUGGCCUACGAGCUGCAGGGUGCCCGGGAGCAGCAGAAGAUCCGCCAGGAGGAGAUCGAGAUCGAGGUGGUGCAGCGCAGGAAGCAGAUUGACGUUGAGGAGAAAGAGAUCAUCCGGAUGGACAAGGAGCUGACCGCCACCAUCAAGCGUCCGGCAGAGGCCGAGGCGCACCGCAUGCAGCAGAUCGCCGAGGGCGAGAAGGUGAAGCAGGUUCUCAUUGCGCAGGCCGAAGCAGAGAAGAUCCGCAAGAUUGGCGAGGCAGAGGCCUCUGUCAUCGAAGCCAUCGGGAAAGCAGACGCAGAGAAAAUGAAGUUGAAGGCAGAGGCUUACCAGCAGUACGGCGACGCGGCCAAGAUGGCUCUGGUGCUGGAUGCUCUGCCCCAGAUCGCUGCCAAGGUGGCCGCUCCGCUGGCUAAAGUGGACGAGAUUGUUAUUCUCAGCGGGGACAAUAACAAGGUGACGUCCGAGCUGAGCCGUCUGCUGGCUGAGAUCCCUGCGUCUGUGCAUGCCCUCACUGGCGUCGAUCUGUCCAAGAUCCCCCUGAUCCAGAAAGCCACGGGAGCCCAGGCAUGAGGCUGGCCAGUCCAAAGCUAGUGAAGACAACCCCCUGUUAUGCACUCUUACAUCAACUGCCUUUAACACUUGGGAAAUCCUUUUAUAUCAAAGACAAUUGGAAGUUCAUUUUUAAGCUCUGGUGCCUUAUUUUGUAGGACCAGAAUGAUGCAUGUUAAAUUGGCCUUCUUUUCUUAAGGGGAAUUUAUUUUGUAAGUUUAAUUGUGUGUUGUAUUAGUCUGGAGUGUCGAUUUGAAUCCUCGGUUAUAAUUGGCAGCUUGUCUGGUCUUGCAAUCUUGGUGCCUUGAAGUUCUCUGUCCUCUGUUUGGAGCUCAGGGGCAGAGAGGCCGAGAGGGGUGAGCUGGAAGCCCGGGGGCUCAGGGAGCAUCCACUGGGGCAGUGAGGAGUGUAGAUGGAGGGGCUUGCAAACUUCUUCCUUAGGGCAGAAGCCUGUUUCUGCAGCGCUCCCAGUGUGUGGAACUGCUGGAAGAGAACCCUGAGCAGGACGUCCUCUUGUCUGCCCGAGUUACAAAUGUGAUCUAGCAAGUCCCACGUUCUUGCACUCACAACUGCUUUUUUGGUCACCCGCUGGCUGGCCUCCCCUGUACACUACCCCCAGGGCACGCAGAGUCUAGCAAGACUGCACUGAGCCAAGCCCCAGGACCAUGCUGAUUCUGAAGGGCCCAGUCUAGGCUGGGGGUUGAGAGAGGAGCCCGCCCUCCGACAAUGACUUAGGCAAUGCAGGAGUCCUGCCAGCCUGCCGAGAUCUGCCCAGCCUGUUGCCAUGCCAUGCUGCAGCCCGGGGGCCGCGGUUCCUCUACUGCUUGAUUCAGUCUCAGAAUUUAGCUGCUGAGGGGGCUACAGUGACGUUCUCUCGGCAGAUCUCCGCUCAGGGCCCGCCAGAGCCUUGGGGCCCAGUUCGGGAUGAGCACUGCCCUGGGAGCGCCCCUUGCUCUCCUGGCUGUUGUCUGCGGCGCACAGUAGCGUGGCUAGUACAGGUGCUCUGGAGACAGGCUCUCUGGAGUGUGUCCAGCAGCUGCCUGCCCCAGUGAGGAAACUGCUUGCAGCCCCACCAGAUUGAGUCUGUCAGUCAGCAGCAUGAAGCCAGCCUCCUGUCCCAGGUGCGUUGCAGACCCGGCCCUGACACUGGGAGAAGAAACUGCUCCUGGGGAAGCCAGCUACCGUUAUGGAAGGGCCACGGGAGUCAUGGCUCUGUUGGCUCCCUUUUGUACACACAGCCUCCCGACGGCUUCUCUCGGCAGCGUUACAAGCCCUGCUAGCGCUCAGCCAGCAAGGCCCCGCCCGGGCAGUGUAGCCUCUUGGCUUCCUUCGGCUGGGCCGCUGAGGUGCAGCCUGCAGAGGCGUUGGGUUGCGGCGUGCUUGAUCUGGCUGGAGCUGUGCAUGCUGAGGCUGGGGAGUAGCCAGGGUGCCGGUGUCCCCCUGAUCCUGACAGGGCAGUUGUUCAAAUGCCAAGGAGGGAUCUGGGUGUGGUGUAAUCCCUCGCCCAGGUGGGGGGUCCCGGGGCUGUAAUCCAAACGCCGCCUGAUUGUUGUUUGUUUAGUUUUGUUGAACACGUGGCCCAGAGUCCUAGCUCCAUCUCCCGCGCUCUCCCUGCCACUCCCCCCAGUGUGAGGUGCCACCUGCGUCCAUAGCUGUUGUCAUCCUGGGCUGUGUAGCAAUGUGAAAUGAGGCUGUGUAGCAACCUUUCCUGUCUCUCGGUGUGACUGAUCCCGCUGCUGUAGGUGCCAAGCUGUGCCAGCGGGCACUCUGCUGCUGCCAAAGUGUCUUCUCCUGCCAGUGGUAGCCAAGGCUUUCCUCUUUGUAUCUGUUGCGGUGCCCUCUCCUCUUCCCCUGGCGGUUUGUCCAGCUCAGGGUGGGCAUAGGGGUGUGUGGGUCGAUCCCCCAGCAGGAGGGCCACACGCCAGGGCUCCCGGUGCUGUUUGACCUGCCUCGGGCUUGUCUCGGUUGUUGUACAGACUGCUUUCCGCGCUCAAGGGGGGUGCAGUAGUGCCCAGUGCGUAUUGAGUGCUGUGUGAAAUCCCCCCAGGGCCCUGCUGGAACUCAGGGGCAGGGCUGAGGCCAGAGCCUGUACGGGACGGUGUGCUGGACUGAGCACCAAGUGUUUGUGGUUGCAGUGAGCGUUCACUCGCUGGUUGGUUAUAGGGACCAUCACAAGGAAGCUUCACAGGCCCGAAGGGGGAGUGUGUGUGUGGAUUAAACCAAGAGGGAAGCUGUGCCUGACAGUAGGCCUUGAAAAUGCUCUGACGUCCAGUCUCUCACUUUACCGGGUUAGCAAGGACACGGGCACCGUGGCCAGCAGGCAAAGGUGCCAAGCCCAUCAGCAUAACAAUAAAGCUGCCGUUGGUGGUGAUCUAGGGGCCCAAGACCUAAGGCCCACAGGGCGGGUGCCCGUUCUCCCCCUGCCCUCAGUCCUCACCCACAGCCCCCGGCUGUUCUGCUCCUAGGGCCUGCAGUGUGAAUCCUACGCUGAGGUACAGUGCCUGGUUUUGUGACAGCCCCGGGCACAUGGGCACCAGUUUCUUUCCUUGCCAAAGUAAGACUCCCCAGGUCUGCAGAGGAGAAAGUCUGCUGCUCCCUGCACCCUGUUACAUUUCUUCCUCCUCCUGCUCCGGCUGUCUUGUGCGUCCUGUGGAAGGCCCUCCCUGCAGAGCAAACCUGGUGCUUUGAUGGCGAAUGUGCCCUGGUUUCCCACCACCCGUUUCCUUCCUCAACACUGCUCUGGCCGUGGGGCAGCUGGUGAAAACCUGUCCGAGCUGUGUGCGCUCUGGCAGGCUGCUCCCCACCUCCCCGCAUCUGGGAAGGCGCCUCCCUCUUUGGGAGCUGAGCGGGGAGUUCCAGGAUGUGACGGGAGUGUAAUGUAGAGCUGAAACUGGGUCUGGCAGGAUUUCGGUGGGGAAACAUGUGGAGCGAAGGAAUCUCUGGCCUCCUGGGGCUUCUCUCAGGGCUGACACUAGUUCUGCGUCCAGCGGGGAGGAGGAGCUGGCUGGACAACAGGAGGGGAAGGGAUGGUUUUAUCUGCUGGCUUGCACAUAGGCCCCAGACACACUACUCUGUAUAUCUGGAACUAGCUUAUUGCAGUGGGAGGCCUGGAGCUGACUGUUCUGUAAAGGCUGUUCAUAUCUGCAUGUAAAUUGUGCAUGACUGUGCGGCACAGCUGUGCAUGCCAUCGUUCUGCUGACAUGUUACAUACUGUAUAAUAAAGAGGCAGCGUGACCAUGCUGCACUGGCUGUCA
Malaclemys terrapin pileata is the source of this 4585-nucleotide messenger RNA. It is a transcript of the gene FLOT2, whose product is annotated as flotillin 2. The transcript is spliced from 11 exons. Gene Ontology annotation, cellular component: plasma membrane. The coding region runs from base 66 to 1352 and encodes 428 amino acids. The record is from RefSeq and is a predicted model, not a curated record. Gene Ontology annotation, biological process: regulation of myoblast differentiation; protein localization to plasma membrane. Lineage: Eukaryota; Metazoa; Chordata; Testudines; Emydidae.